AUGUUCAACGUCUGCUUCAUUGUCAAACUCACAGGGAUAAACGAGAUCCGCGUCAGUCACAUCAUCCAACGAGACACCAGCCAGAACGCCAACACUUACACCAAUCGCACAGCUGGAGCCUCCUUGGCUAUUUUGAUGGCUGCUAUGGCUCGACUGGGGCCUGUAGAUGACAAUCAUUCGAUGAAGGCCACAUUUGCGCGGGUAAACGUGGGGGCUAAUGAACAAGACCAGGCUGCUUCAUCUGCCGCCUAUCGCCGACCUCCUCCUGCACUGCUAGACGGUCAAGUUGGAAGUUCUGACCCUGUUUUAAGUACAGAGAGUGUGGUAGGCCUGGGUGAUCGCGACACGAUUCGUAUAUUCGACGAAGAUUUAGGGCUUGUUCCACCCACCAGUCAUUUCAAGGCACUUUCAGCUUUACGCCCCGCCAACGACAUUCCCCUUACUCUGCCCCCAGACUUCCGUCUGAAACAAGUCCUCACAAAACCCUACGCGCAUCACACCCCACCCCUGACCAGCACCGCCAGCUCUGUCAGCCACAUCCAAACGCUUCAAUUCGGCACAUUCAUCGGAACAGGAGCUCUAUGGGACGUCUACGAGCUCCCUGACGCUCCCGGCCAUGUCGCCAAGUUCUGCAGUCCCUAUGGCACCUUGUUCCAUCGCGGAUACGAGCAUCUCGACGUCGGGGAUAUCGUCAAAGAGCGCGAAACGGACACUCUGCACUCCCAGAUUCUUGCCCCGUCCGGACAUGCCCCAGUGACCCUUGGCCUCUGGAGAGGGUUUUGGGUGGAUCCGGCGCAUGUCACAUACGAUAAAGGUGGAGAGGCGAAGGGUUGGUUGAUGUAUGUGUCGAUCCAGGAGGAUAUGAGGCAAGAUGGAGAGUGGGAGUCUGUGGAUGACUAG
Cryptococcus wingfieldii CBS 7118 is the source of this 900-nucleotide messenger RNA. RefSeq lists its product as hypothetical. Lineage: Eukaryota; Fungi; Basidiomycota; Tremellomycetes; Tremellales; Cryptococcaceae. The transcript is spliced from 2 exons. The record is from RefSeq and is a predicted model, not a curated record. The coding region runs from base 1 to 900 and encodes 299 amino acids.